UUUAGGAUUAUGGAUGAUGACAACAGCAGGACCCUUGAUUUCAAAGAGUUUGUGAAAGGAUUAAAUGAUUAUGCUGUGAUGAUAGACAAGGAAGAAGCACAAGAGAUUUUCCGGAUAUUUGAUAAAGAUGGCAGUGGAACAAUUGAUUUUGAUGAAUUUCUUGUUACACUGAGACCUCCCAUGUCAAAUGCAAGAAAAGAGAUCAUCAUGCAGGCAUUUAGGAAGUUAGAUAAGACUGGAGAUGGUGUCGUAACAAUUGAAGACUUACGGGGGGUGUAUAAUGCAAAGCAUCAUCCUAAAUACCAGAAUGGAGACUGGACAGAAGAUCAAGUUUUUAGGGCCUUUCUGGAUAAUUUUGAUUCACCAUAUGACAAAGAUGGGAAGGUCACAACAGAAGAAUUCAUGAACUACUAUGCAGGAGUGAGCGCUUCAAUAGACACAGAUGUCUAUUUUAUCAUCAUGAUGAAGAACGCUUGGAAACUAUGAUCAUAUGAUUAAAGGAGCAAGUCUUUACUUCC
This is a messenger RNA of Nestor notabilis (Kea), 518 nucleotides long. RefSeq names its product calcyphosine-like (gene CAPSL). The record is from RefSeq and is a predicted model, not a curated record. The transcript is spliced from 3 exons. NCBI's taxonomy places the organism in Eukaryota, Metazoa, Chordata, Aves, Psittaciformes, Psittacidae. The coding region runs from base 10 to 486 and encodes 158 amino acids. Gene Ontology annotation, molecular function: calcium ion binding.